CGGGUUCCGAAUCGAAGGCCUUGCGGACAAAAGUGAAGCCUGCAGCUCGGCGUCUGCCGAGAGAUGCCACUGCACAAGUACCCGCCCAAGAUCUGGGCUGCUCUGCGGCUUAAGCAAGGGAUCCAAGCACGGCUGCCUGCUCAUUAUCUCCGCUCCCUCAAUGAGAACCAGGAGCCCACGCCCGUUCACUUUAAACCACAUGGGGUUAAAUAUAAGCGGAACCCACGUACUGGGCAACAAGAGCGAGUACAAGAUAUUCCGAUUCCCAUCUACUUUCCCCCAGAAUCGCAGCGUGGAUUGUGGGGAGGAGAGGGCUACAUACAAGGGUUCAGAUACGCCAACAAUGACAAGCUCUCCACUCGACUGGGGAAAACGUGGAAGCCACAGAUCUUUGUGCGGAAGCUUUACAGUGAAAUCCUGGACACGACCUUCAACAUCCCAGUGACUAUGCGGACAAUGGACCUGGUGGAUGCUUGCUAUGGCUUUGAUUUCUACAUCCUGAAGACGCCAAAGGUCGACCUGAAUUCAAAGCUGGGGAUGGAUCUGAAACGUGCGAUGCUGCUGAGACUCGCUCGCAAGGACACAGAGCUUUACCCUGACGAUCCAGUGAAACGGGAGCAUAUCUAUGAUAAGUACAAGGAAUUUGUGAUUCCUGAAGAGGAGGCAGAGUGGGUCGGCCUGAGUCUGGAGGAAGCUGUGGAGAAGCAGAGGUUGUUGGAGAAAAAGGACCCAGUGCCGCUGUUUAAAGUUUAUGCUGAGGAACUCGUCCAGCAACUUCAGAUGCAACAACUGUCAGAACCAGUGAUCGUAGAAAAGGUGUCGUAACUGAGCAUGGGGUUCUUAUCGUCUACAGAGCAGUAGGUUAUGAGGCCAGUGAAACAUCUCUUUUUGGCAAAACUUACUGCCCGACAGUGACUGAGUACAGAUGAACCUGCCUCAAUGGGCAGUGUUUAAAGUGACUUUAUGAAAUAUUCAUCAGAACUAAUCACCCUAGCCGAACGUGAGUUUUUGUAAUAUGUGUAAGACAGACUGUGCAACAUGAUUGCUAAAUAACUUC
This is a messenger RNA of Pristis pectinata (smalltooth sawfish), 1057 nucleotides long. RefSeq names its product mitochondrial ribosomal protein L28 (gene mrpl28). Gene Ontology annotation, molecular function: structural constituent of ribosome. The transcript has 6 exons. NCBI's taxonomy places the organism in Eukaryota, Metazoa, Chordata, Chondrichthyes, Rhinopristiformes, Pristidae. The record is from RefSeq and is a predicted model, not a curated record. Gene Ontology annotation, cellular component: mitochondrial large ribosomal subunit. The coding region runs from base 64 to 825 and encodes 253 amino acids.